CACACUGCAGAUAACUUGGCCAUGGUUAAAAGGAGCCUUAUGGAGGAGUGGGGCAUAGCGAGCAAGGUCAGGUGUCUGGUCACUUAUGCAGCAGCUAACAUGAUUUCAUGUGCUCGCAUACUGCAAAUACGGCAAACUAUUUGUAUUGCCCAUUCAAUCAAUUUACCUGUAAAAAAGUCAUGUGACCCCAUUACAAUGCUAACAGAUAUACGCAACAAAACACAGCAAAUUGUGACAUACUUUCGAUCAAGCACCACGGCCAAAGAAAAGCUUGCUCAAAUACAGCAACAGCUGGGAACACCAUUGCAUAAGUUAAUAAACGAGGUGCCAACACGGUGGAACAGCACCUACCACAUGCUGGAGAGAAUAACUGAGCAGAAGGAGGCAGUCUGGGUGUCUUUGGCCUCACUGAGAAAUGAUAUUACUCCACUGACUCCUGAAGAUUUUGAUGUCAUUGAAGAGAUUCUCAGGGUGCUCUCUCCUUUUGAACAAGCCACAAGAGAACUAUCUGAGGAAAAAAGAGUCUCAGGGUCAAAGGUGAUUCCUCUGAUGAGAAUGAUCCACAUUGAGCUUCAACAUCAAGCCUCAACACUAACAAGACCAGCUGCUCAAGAACUGGCAGAAAACCUGAAAAGGAGACUAACUGAGUCCACCUGCAACAUGGAAUCACUCAGUGUGAUGACACUGGCAACACUCUUGGACCCCAGGUUUAAAACAGUCGGCUUCUGUAGUGCAUUAAAAGCAACAGACGCUGUUAAGAGACUGAAGUCUGAGUGUGCUGCUGAAAUGAGGAGUCAUGAGCCUGACCCAGCGGAAGAACCAAGCUCUUCACAUGGAUCAGAACCCAGUUCAGGGCACAAUCUCUGGACACCUUUCGACAUGGAAGUUCAGGAGAAUAGGAUGAACAGCAAUUCUACAGCUGAUUCCAUUGUUGAAGUACAACGCUACUUGGCUGAAGGAAACACACCCAGAACGCAAGACCCAUUACAAUACUGGAAGAACAACCGGAAAACAUAUCCACACCUAUAUCUACUCGCUCUCAAAUAUCUGUGCACGCCAUCUUCAUCAGUUCCCUGUGAACGUGUAUUUUCGAAGGCUGGAGAACUGGUGUCUAAGAGGAGAAAUCGCCUAGGAGCAAAGACACUCCAAAAACUUUUAUUCCUCAAUAAAAAUGUAUGAGUUAAUCCAUUUUCAGUGUGUUAUUUCAUAUGAUUGAACACUUUGGUUAACAAAAUUCCAUACAUAAGCUAAAUAUUAUAAUUCUCAAUUUUAUUACAGAUACAUUUGCUGUAUUUUACAUAUUAUUAUAUUAGGAUUACAAGGCUAAUGUUGGGUUUACAGCAUGCAAUUUCUUCCAUCUUUUCAUUUUAUUUACCUGCAAU
Messenger RNA from Oryzias melastigma (Indian medaka), 1382 nucleotides. Its product is annotated as zinc finger BED domain-containing protein 4-like. Bases 22 to 1179 code for a protein of 385 amino acids. The record is from RefSeq and is a predicted model, not a curated record. Gene Ontology annotation, molecular function: protein dimerization activity. The transcript is spliced from 2 exons. Lineage: Eukaryota; Metazoa; Chordata; Actinopteri; Beloniformes; Adrianichthyidae.